Messenger RNA from Ceratitis capitata (Mediterranean fruit fly), 1633 nucleotides. RefSeq lists its product as hypothetical. Lineage: Eukaryota; Metazoa; Arthropoda; Insecta; Diptera; Tephritidae. The transcript has 3 exons. The record is from RefSeq and is a predicted model, not a curated record. The coding region runs from base 310 to 1557 and encodes 415 amino acids.
AUAUUUUAUUAGAAUUGAACAAUUGGUAGAUGCCGUAAAAAUGGCUUACGCGCUGAUCCACAAAUUAACCUUCUCGUUUAAUUUACGUUCUCUGCCACAGUCAAAGAACGUACGUAUGUGAAUUAAUAUACGGUCUUUGGUUCGUCUGUUGUCAAACUGUUAUUUGGCUACAGUCAACGAAAGAAAAAAAACGAAAGUUGUUUGAUGCAAGUUGUGUUUUUUUGAGAUUUGGGGUUGGUGGAUAUGAAUGUUUUCUGGAGUAAAAAAAUCUGUUAAGAAAGGUACUCUGAUAAAAGAAUUAUAAAGAUAAUGAAAUCAAAACGUAACAAAACUGAACCACAGUUAGAUGAAAUUGACAAUGAAGUCGGAGAGUGCAAUGAGACCGGUGAAAAUUCUGAACUACAAUCACCACAAGCACAAACAAGAUGGACCCCGGAAUGCACUAGGGUAAUGUUGCAAUUACGUUUCGAAAGGCAAAUAGAGUUCCAGCAACGAAUUAGGCAGAAAAAAGAACUUUGGUCUGAAAUUGCUACUGAAAUGAGGCGGCAAGGUUUGUGUGACUUUUCGUUAACAGCAGAAGUGUGUGAUCUCAAAUAUCGGAAUAUGUUGCAAACAUACAAGAAAAAUAGGUUGAAAGAAGAUAGCGGAAUGCACUCUCUAAUAGCCUGGGAAUAUUAUGAUCUCUUCAAGGAGGGAUUGACGUUAAGCGAUGACUUGGACGUCCAAGAGGGACAAAGACGUGUUGUGCCAUUAUUGUUGUGUGAAUCAGUCUGCGAUGUAAGUAAUGAAGAUGUGUGGUCAGCAUCAAAUGAGCUAGAUUCGAAGAUCUCGAUAAUGGAAGCAGAAGCCAAUGUUCAGAAGGAUACAUCCGAAAUAAUCGAUGACGACACUGAAUAUACUUCAAAUAUAACACUCGCGAACAACAGGAAAGGAAAAAAGCGAUCUAUUAUGAAAAUUGAAGAGAAUAUUUUACCCACAGCAGAUCAACAACACUGCAUGAAAACAGAAAUAGCUACUCCAUCUAGAAAUUCCAGGGCCGAAAAUAUCGCAAUCGUUGGCUCGAGCGAACUGACGCAGCCUCAACAAGCUAUUAUUAAACCGGACACUUCCGUGCGACCGCAACGCAAACACACCUUUCCAUCCUUACUCUCAUCAAUAUCUAAGGCAAAAAUUGAACAUGACUCUGUUGAAGCGGAUGUAAGCACAAUGAAUGUUGUGCAAAACGAUCCAAUCAUAUCAUCAACCUCCACCUCGACAAUUCCAAUGCCAACUAUAAUUCAUGCCCCACCAUUGCAACCACCCUUAUCACAAUCUGCGUUAUCUUCUACACCUCCUAAUCAAACAGGAAUAACCAUUGUACAUUCAAAUCAAACGCAAGCUGUACCCGUCGGCUUAGUUCCAUCGGAAAUGCGUGAAUGUCAGGUUUUUGGUGAAAGUAUUGGAUUGCAAUUGGCUCAUGUUUCAGAUCCGCAUAUAAGAGCGAUGGCGCAGCUAAAAAUACAAGAGUUACUUUACUUAGCCAAAACAGGUAAACUGCUGGAACCUGCACGCGUCUGAGGCUUCUAAAAAACAUGUAAUGAGUUCAUGUAAUUUAUUAUAAUAAAAAUGCAACAAAUAUUAUAAAUGAUCUUAA